This is a messenger RNA of Zonotrichia albicollis (white-throated sparrow), 889 nucleotides long. NCBI's taxonomy places the organism in Eukaryota, Metazoa, Chordata, Aves, Passeriformes, Passerellidae. The record is from RefSeq and is a predicted model, not a curated record.
GGCUCAGACCCUGGCACUGCUGGCAAUGGCCAUGGCCACAACAACUGUCAAUGUGAUCCCCCUGGACAUGGCCCCAGACUCCUUUGAUGACCAAUACCGGGACUGUGGCCCUGACAUGAAGGCAGCAUUGCCGGCCCUCAAUGGCUCCGAGUUUGAGCAGAACAAGAUUUUUGCUGAGGUUUGGGUAAAGGCUGCAGCCAAGGUGCAGAAUCAGGGCCCCCCUGAGUCCCCUCUGUCCCCAGACCAGGCCACUGCCAUCAUGGCCUUUGCAACAUAUGAUCUGUCCAGCAUGUUCAGUGAGGCCGUGCUUGUGGCUGGGCGUUCCAGCCAGGAGUACCAAGACCACUUCCACUUCAAAAUGCUGCAUUUCCUGCUGACUGAUGCCGUGGCCACACUGAGGGAUGCUCAGAAUGGGCAGUGUCGGGACGUGCUCCUGAAGGUGUGCGACAGCUGGUUCGAGGCACAGCGUGGUGUGUAUUUUUUGCAAUACACGGAUGUGUUCCGUGGGGUGAGGACGGUCCAGUUCAAUGUGACACCUGGUGAGAAAGUCUGCUUUGGUCAAUUCACUUUUUCGUCACUGGAAAAAAUGGUGGCCCAGCAUUAUGGGACAGACACAAUGUUUGAGGUGUACACGUGCCACGGUGUCGACAUCCAGAAAUUCUCCAAUCAAAGUGUGAAGGAGGUGCUGAUCCCACCCUUUGAGACCUUUGUUGCGCGAGGGCUCACCAGGGAAGGGAAGAAAGUGCAGAUUGUGCUUUGCUCCACCAAGAACUCCAGCAUCUACAACUGCGAGUGGUUGCAAGGUGAGAGCCUCCCCAGGAGCUCCCCCCACCUUGGGGGGCUUCUACUGGCCACCGUGGCCAUGGCAGUGGCCAUUGGAACCCUCUAA